CAUCCAGACAACUCUGCUGAAGUCCUCAGUUCUUUCAUCCCACCCAGCAUUCAAUUGAGCUGCUGCUGCGCUCCUGUAGCUGAGGCAACUUGUCCAUUAUCUGAGCCUCAUCAUCCAACCACAAGAUCACCAAACUGUAGGGUCUCAUCUCCUUCACGUUGUGUUUCUCAAACACUGCGUGAGAUAACAAAUUGGAAAGGAAAACCCAGAAGACAUAAGCUAAGCAAAGACUAUAUUGGUGGCCCCAGUAACUUCAAACAUCUCUGUCACAUUGGAUGGAGUCCCCAAACUGGUUUUGCUACCAGCUUAGAUCCUGAACUAAAGAUGAUCUUUGCUAAGGCUGGCAUAACGCAGGACCACCUGAAGGACAGGAGAACAUCAAAGAAGAUUUUGGAAGUAAUUGAGAAAUGUGGGGGUGUAGAAGCAGUAUUGAAAGAGGCAAAGGCGACAGGCUUAUUGAAAAAAACCCUUGACCAUCCUCUGCUUUAUCCUGCAAUGCCCACGGAGCUGGAUUGCACUUGCAGCCCAAGCAAUAAACAAGACUCCCGUAGUUUAGGAGUGAAGGAUGGAUUUAAGGAUGUACUAGCAGCCCCUAGCUCCACAUCAAAAUCAGAUGAGUCGUCUCAUUAUGUUGAUCUCCCUGCAGUUGUCAUAUCUCCAGCACCUUGCACGUCUCCUUCCAAAAGGGUAUCUCAACACAAUUUGAUCCAAAAUUUGAAGGACGUGCAGCUGAAAAAGUCAAAGAGUGACAACCGACUAACUCCUUUCACCCGCAACAUUCUAAUGAGUCGGAUCAGAAAAGGGACACAACUGAAACCAGUGGCUCAGAAUCCAACGCCUCCCAUUGAUGACGACAUAGUUGCUGCUCUUAAGGAUGUUGUUCAGAAGAGACACAAGGCAAUAUACCUUUCAGAUACUGAAGAAUCUGACUUGGAGAAUGGCGAUGAAUGGAAUGAUUAAAAUUACCAUCCUUAAGGAGAAGAAAUUAAACAUGUUAACUACUACUUGACCUUUUAAUACUUGAUUGUUUAAUACAAAUAUUUUCCAGGAUACUUGGAGAAUAUGAUAUACUUUAACUGUAGGCUAUUUAAAUACUGAAGAUGUCUAAUAUGGCACUGACAUGACUUGUCUUAGUAUUGUUUUUUAACAAUCAUGUGCAGGCUAUAAGCUGUUGCUUGAUUUUUCUUAUUUCCUCCCAGUGCUGUUUUGUUGGUGAAUGUAUUACAAAUAUAAACAGUUUCUGCUUUUAACUUUUAUUCCUGCUGAUACUCCAUUUAGUAUCUGCUCCUAGAAUACAGAUAAUACGUGUCUAAAAAUCAGUAAUAAACUGUGUUUCCAGGCUCUAGUGAAAAA
Molecule: messenger RNA, 1353 nt
Organism: Podarcis muralis (Common wall lizard)
Lineage: Eukaryota; Metazoa; Chordata; Lepidosauria; Squamata; Lacertidae
Source: RefSeq, a predicted model, not a curated record